This is a messenger RNA of Entamoeba invadens IP1, 1329 nucleotides long. RefSeq lists its product as hypothetical. The coding region runs from base 1 to 1329 and encodes 442 amino acids. The transcript has 3 exons. The record is from RefSeq and is a predicted model, not a curated record. Lineage: Eukaryota; Evosea; Mastigamoebida; Endamoebidae.
AUGGAAUUGUCAUGUUGCUUGUGUAACUGCCCGAUUGUCCUCGAAGAGAAACUUAGUCUGCUGAACUCCAAUACAAACUCGGAGUCUAGAACCCCACUGAAAACACCAGAAAAAACACCGGAGAAACUCUCUCCUUUGAUCACCCCAAGAACAAUUGCACUUGGUGGACAACUUUUAUUGUCAACACCUCUUCCUUUACCAGUGAAACAAAACAAUUUAAAAAUGAAUAAUAUAAUCAACAGUGAUAAUAGCGAUACAAAUGACAGUACACCGGAGACGUCUGGCCUCUCCCUCUCCCCACCGGAAAUAUUAUACACGUCACCAAAGUACUUUGAAAGGAGAGGGAGCUUGGGAAGGUCAUUCACAAAAGCGAUAUUUAAGGCGAAGAGAAAGCAGUGCGAACACUUAUUAAUCAGCCCACCGACCACUGAAUUCUUUCAGUGGUUCACAUUAAUGAACGAAAAAUAUGGAGAGUUUAAAAUCCCAUGCGCACAGUGUUACGAAGACGUCAUGGAGAGCUAUAAAAUCGACUUAGAAAGUGCGUCACACAAUAUCGAAAUGUACCAGAUGACCUCUUGUGAGCUCUUUAAAAACAUGAUUGGAGUUCAAGACGAGACCGAAACUGCCGAAACUGCCGUUAAAAUGUUAGAGGCGGAAAUUAGCACAUUGGAACGAGUGAACGCACAGUUAGUCGAAGAAAAAAGGACUCUCACACAAUGGAGUAAUCGAGUCAACUCGCAUAUUAAAGACUCUUUUCUUAAUGAAGCAAAAAUACUCGACUUUACACACAACGCGAAGUUGAGUCUAUUUUUGCAACAGACGGGGUUGAAUGACUUUUCAUCUGUGCCGCUUCAAAAGUCGAUUGCGUGGGCACAAGUGUUCAAAAAGGAGAACAUCGUCCCACAGACACAAACGAUAUGUUUGAUCACUCGAAUGCGACAAAAGCCUAUAAAUGCGAUCCUUGGAAUCAUUCUAACACAAUUAAAAGUGUUGGCUAGUAUGCUGAAAUACACAUACACCACGGUCACCUUCAAACAGAAUACACCAAACAAAGAAGUGUUUUUAAUCGAUCCUAAAGAGUUCCAAACUACUAACAAAAAGUACUUGAAAUGUGUCUUACAACACUUUUUGGCGAUGUUGAACGAGAUCCAAACGGUGUUGUAUGAAGAGAGCUCAAACGUCUUCUUUUUAAUAUAUAACAUUACUUCAGACUCAAUCAACGGAAUCGACUUCUUGGGCUAUGACGCAAAGAAGUGGCCACUCGCACUUGACUCCUUCCUCUCUAACACAGAGCACUGCUUCAAGUGGAUUUACAAACACUACAAAUAG